AUGGAUCUCCCGUUCGUAACGAGCACCCUAGCCCCCUUCGAUGACAGCAUAACGUGGAUAGUUGCCGUUGCUUUCAUUAUCUCCUUCGUACUGGCGUUUGGACUCGGAGCUAACGAUGCCGCCAAUUCAUUCGGGACUGCUGUUGGUGCCAAGGUCUUCACCCUUACGCAGGCCCUUAUCUUAGCCUCUGUCUUUGAAAUGAUCGGUGCAAUCGCCCUAGGUGCCAGAGUGGCGGAUACCGUACGAAGCGGAUUGUUCGACCCAGAGCUCUACAAUGGGCAUGAGGAACUGCUGAUGGUUGGCCAGUUAUCUGCAUUAACCUCUGCGUGUAUCUGGUUGAUGAUUGCCACGAUUAUUGGUAUCCCAGUGUCUGCAUCACACAGCAUCGUGGGUGCUUCAUUGGGUUUCCAUCUCGUAUUGUUCAGCGGUGAGGGCGUCGACUGGUUUGUUAUCGCCAAAAUAGUUAUUUCUUGGGUCGCAUCGCCGGUACUGUCUGGUAUUAUCUCAUGUACUAUCUACUUCAUCUUAAAAUAUACCAUGCUGGACAGAAAAGACGAGCUCAAAUGGGGCUUAAUGGGGAUACCGUUCUGGUAUUUCUUUGUGGUUUUUAUAAACGUCUUCUCCAUUUUCCUUGGAGUUCCCCAAGUUGCUGAAAGUACCGUUCUGGGUCCAUGGCUGCCAGUCAUUAUCGCUUUUACUACAGGGUUUUGGGUCAGUGUCGGUGUUGUUAUAUUCUUAAUCCCGUACACGAGAAAGAGAGCUCUGGCUGCCGAGGAUUUAAUCAAAACAACUGAAGGUAGAGUUGGAUAUGACAACAUGGGCCUUGAUGAAGGAAUUGUAGAAAUUAAGAAUGAAUCGUAUACUCCAAGGAACCCCGACGAAGAUAACGGUGCGGGUGCGAGCACUGACCGUGCCCGAGAAAAUCAACAAAACACGGGGGACAGUGAAGCCGACAGCCCCGGCACGUUCUCGAAUGGUGGUGUCACGGCAGAAGCAAAGGAAAGCGUUGAGGUGGACGUUGACGACACCAAGGAGAUUAUCGAGACGGGCAAAGACUCUGACGACUGGAAGUCCGUGAAGGACACACCCACAGUGACUAAGAUCUGCGCUCCACUGCAGGGUAUCUCGGCUUGCUUCGCUGCCUUCUCGCACGGUGGAAACGAUGUCAGUAACGCCAUCGGGCCGUUGGUGGGGCUAUACCUCAUCUACGAGAAUGGGAGAAUAACACAAGACUCGACCCCAAUCUGGAUCCUCAUUUAUGGCAGCGUGGGUAUUGCAAUCGGUCUGUUCGUCCUGGGAAGGAGGGUGAUACAGACUGUGGGCACUGAGUUGACUCCGAUUACGCCAUCUACUGGAUUUGCCAUCAAUCUUGGAGCUGCCGUCACAGUCCUCGCCGCCUCACUCCUCGGCAUUCCAGUCAGCACCACUCACUGCCUGGUCGGCUCGGUGGCUUGCGUCGGGUUCAUGAGAGCACGUAAGGCAAUGGACUUUAAACUCUUCACUGGUAUCGUCAGUGCCUGGAUCAUCACUCUACCAGUCACUGUUUUGCUGUCUGCUGCCCUCAUGGGGCUGAUUCAACACGCAGUACCCGGCGGAUGUAAUCUCGUACGGAUGCAGUACAACGGCACCAAUACAUCGACGACAAUGGCUUAUUGA
This is a messenger RNA of Asterias rubens (European starfish), 1656 nucleotides long. Its product is annotated as sodium-dependent phosphate transporter 2-like. Gene Ontology annotation, biological process: phosphate ion transmembrane transport. Lineage: Eukaryota; Metazoa; Echinodermata; Asteroidea; Forcipulatida; Asteriidae. Gene Ontology annotation, molecular function: phosphate transmembrane transporter activity. Gene Ontology annotation, cellular component: membrane. The transcript has 11 exons. Bases 1 to 1656 code for a protein of 551 amino acids. The record is from RefSeq and is a predicted model, not a curated record.